Molecule: messenger RNA, 717 nt
Organism: Trichoderma atroviride IMI 206040
Lineage: Eukaryota; Fungi; Ascomycota; Sordariomycetes; Hypocreales; Hypocreaceae
Source: RefSeq, a predicted model, not a curated record
AUGCCUGUUUCAGCAGCUGCUCGCCGGCGACUCAUCCGCCUCACCCAGGCUCUUGUUGGCGGCCCCGUUGUCGUCUUCGGAGGACUCGCCUUGUGGACUCGAAAAUGCGCAUUUGAGCCCUUUGGACCAGACACCGACCCAUUGUUCAAGCAUCCAGUGUUGAAGCAGCUCAAUCCUCAAAGUCUGCCCAGUACUCAUGAUUCGUGUGUCAGAAAAGUGCCUUUUGGCCAGCUGAGGCCGGAGUUGCUGGAAGAUGCGAGGCGGGGCGGGAGCGCGUUGGUGCAAGAGUUUUCGAGAGGAAUGUGGGGAGGUUAUGGAUAUAGAAUUCAGAGGAGGAUAAUGGAGUUUACAAAAGGUCCCGAGAAUGCUUCCGAUGUAUGGACUCCCGAAGAGCUGGGACGGGAUACAUUUGAGCCUGGAACUGUCCUCACGAAUCAUUUUCUCGUCCUCGAAAAGUCUCCCACGGAAUUGCUUUUUCGGGGCUGUCUCUCUCCGAAAGAAACGCCAUUCCGACUCCGCGAUUUGGAUAACUUCUUUGCUCUCAAUGCGGAAUUGAAUGAAGAGCGGCAAGAGGCCGAGUUUAGACUCAAAGCGAUAUCAUUCGACGCGGUGACAACGACGCCGAAGGAGGAUCCGCUUGGGGGGGUGCCGGGGAUGCUGCAUAGGGUGUAUGCGAAAUUGUUGGUUGAGGCGGCGGUUGGAUGGUGUGUGAGGUAG